Messenger RNA from Rana temporaria (common frog), 3900 nucleotides. It is a transcript of the gene CSNK2A2, whose product is annotated as casein kinase 2 alpha 2. Gene Ontology annotation, molecular function: ATP binding; protein serine/threonine kinase activity. The record is from RefSeq and is a predicted model, not a curated record. Gene Ontology annotation, cellular component: nucleus; protein kinase CK2 complex; cytosol. The transcript is spliced from 12 exons. NCBI's taxonomy places the organism in Eukaryota, Metazoa, Chordata, Amphibia, Anura, Ranidae. Gene Ontology annotation, biological process: protein phosphorylation; regulation of chromosome separation. The coding region runs from base 124 to 1173 and encodes 349 amino acids.
CUCCCGGAAGUCGGUUUCGGUGUCGCCGGGCUGGCUGCGCUGGUUGCCGCCUCUCCACCUCUCUUCCUGCAGCUGCUGCUGAGAGGCGGCCGGCGGGCCUUGUGCUCCGCCCCUCCAGCCGUCAUGCCGGGCCCGCAGGCCGGGAGUAGAGCCCGGGUCUAUGCCGAUGUCAACAGCCAGAGGAGCCGAGACUAUUGGGACUACGAGGCGCACCAGCCCGCCUGGGGGAAUCAGGAAGAUUAUCAGCUGGUGAGGAAAUUGGGCCGUGGGAAGUACAGCGAGGUGUUUGAGGCGAUAAACAUCACCAACAAUGAGCGCGUGGUGGUGAAGAUACUGAAGCCAGUGAAGAAGAAGAAAAUAAAGCGAGAAGUGAAGAUUUUGGAGAAUUUGAGAGGAGGAACCAACAUCAUCCGACUGCUGGACACCAUAAAGGACCCUGUGUCCAAGACUCCGGCCCUGGUGUUCGAGUACAUCAAUAACACAGACUUCAAGCAAUUAUAUCAGAUCCUGACAGAUUACGACAUUCGAUUUUACAUGUACGAGCUUCUAAAAGCUCUGGAUUACUGUCACAGCCAAGGGGUGAUGCACAGAGACGUCAAACCGCAUAACGUCAUGAUUGAUCACCAGCAGAAGAAGCUGCGGCUGAUAGAUUGGGGGUUGGCAGAAUUUUACCACCCAGCACAGGAGUACAAUGUGCGCGUUGCCUCCAGAUACUUCAAGGGCCCGGAGUUGUUAGUGGAUUAUCAGAUGUAUGAUUACAGCCUGGACAUGUGGAGUCUUGGCUGCAUGCUAGCCAGCAUGAUCUUCCGCAAGGAACCAUUUUUCCACGGUCAGGACAACUACGACCAGCUGGUCCGUAUUGCCAAGGUCCUGGGCACAGAUGAGCUGUACAAUUAUCUGAAGAAGUACCAUAUAGAGUUGGAUCCCCACUUUAAUGAUAUCCUGGGACAACACUCGCGGAAACGUUGGGAAAACUUCCUGCACAGCGAAAACCGGCAUCUGGUGAGCGCGGAGGCUCUAGACAUUCUGGAUAAAUUACUUCGCUACGACCAUCAGCAGAGACUGACCGCCAGAGAAGCCAUGGAGCACCCCUAUUUCUAUCCAGUAGUAAAGGAGCAGCAGGCUCAGACAGACCCCAAUCUGCUCCCUGGCAGCAUGUCAACAGCUCGAUGAGGACUGGGCAUAGUGGGAUGCCGCUGCUGUUUCCACCUUGUUUCCGUGAGCAGUACCGGGAGAGGGCUCCAGAACAUUGAAUGCGGACAGUGUGUGACCGAUCCCAGCGGCUCCUGAAUCCCAGUACCCUUUCCUUUUACUGAGACACUGCAAUGGACAGGCUGUCUGAGCCCCCCCCCCAAACAGAGCGAAACAGCCAUGUGUAAACCCAAUGGGGGCCCAAGUCUCAGCCCCUCCCCUGCCCUUCCUCCAUCCGAGGACAGGAAGCUUCUCUGUACCUUGACUUAACCCUCUGCCUUCUGGACGGAGUUCCUUGUAGGGUUGUCAGGUCUUACCAGGGUGAGCUGAGCCUAUGACGGGCCCAGGUAGGUGCCCUUUCCCUGGGUGGGUAGUCCAUUUACUAGUUGUGCUGUUACAGGGUACACCCACCUUUCUUCAAGCAGCAAUAUCCCCUCCAGUGUUGCUUUUCUCUUUUUCUUUUUGUAUGACCAAUAUCCAGGGAAGUUUUAAGUUAUGAUGCCAAGAUUCUGAGCUCUGGGCUAUUACCAGUCUUAAUUUUGUGUUUUCUGAGUGCGGCUGUGUCACUGCGAGCAGAGGGGAUUUGGGGGACACCGAGGCCCUGAUUGGAGGUUUGGAUGUGGAGACACGAGGCAUUGUGUUCGAGGGGCUUACUGUAGCUAUAUGUCACCCCCUGUCUGUCACAUGACAUCCCCCCUCCAGUGACACGUUCAGUGUUUGUUCUUUAGCUACCUCGGAGAGCGGCCCCGCAGUGAUCUGCUGGCUGUGCAAUGCAAGCUACAUAAUACAAUCCUCCAGGUGGAUGUGAGGGAUUUCAUGGAGGGCACAUUGUGCGGUGCCGGCGGACUCUUCUUGUGGAACUGUCGAAAUUCAGUGUUAUGUGGGGCUUGCGGCUCUCCUCCUUAGAUGUUUGCAGUAUAGAUGCCCGUGUUCGGCACGGUGCGUUUGGGGGGGUCAGCUUCGUGUUCCCCGCUCACGGUUUUGUCGCUGUUACACAUGACACGAGCGCCGUGUUCUGUCUCGGCCGUGUUUUCUCCUCCGUUUCUCAGGUGGGUCGGUGGGACCCAUUGUCUCUCUUCCCCCUCCAGUGCCCAGCAGGGUGAGGUGCGAGGUACAGACUGGCCCUUGCCUGACUGCUCUGCCACCCACUUGGAAUCCAGUCUAUAAAUACCUCUGUUCAGCAUCUCAGUGUCCGUCUCCUUCACUGUGUGUAUGUUGUACAGGUGAUGGCAGAGAUGGGAGCUGUGUAUGUGAGAGUUCUAUGGGCCCAGUGAUCCCUUUUCUAGGGAUGUGUGUGCAUACGUAGAUAAAGUGUUCCCUGGACUGGGGUUGUGUGUGUGUGCGCGUGCACGUGUGUGUAAGUGUUCCUUGGUGGGCCCAUAUUAGGGUUGCACCGAUACUGUUAUUUUAUUUCUUUUUUUAAUUUUUUAUCAGUCAGUGGAAGUACUAAUACUUUUGGUCAAGUACUCGCCGAUACCGAGUACUAAUACUUUGCGUCAGUGCAAAAAAAAAAAAAUGGUGCAAUUCACACUGCAAAGAAUCAGGUGAACAGGACAGAAAUGUGUUGUAAUUCCUGUCUGAAUCGCAUUCAACGUCUCCCAUUGCUCCCCUGUGUAUGUAGGGAAAAGCGGCAUCUAGUGGGCAGUUUAUUAAAGUACACAUCGGGGCAAAUGCAAAAUCUUCAUAGGUUUUCACGGUCCCACAGAUGAUAGCAAAUCACAGUUGCUGGAGGAGAAGUUAUGGGCAUAAGGUGGAAGUGAUGUCUGCUUUGGUGAUAGACCGCCUUUACAGCGCCUCCAGGAGCCGUGAUUUUCUGACCGCCUUGACAGCUCCUCCAACAGCCAUCGUUGGCAGUACCGGGACACAGAUGAAGAUUUCGCAUUUGCCCACAUAUGUACUCUAAGGUCUAACAUUUUUCACAAGCUGCGCUUUUUCCUUUCUACGCAGUGGGGGAAAUUGACAUGUGCCGUGGACAGGAUUUGCACUGUAUUCCUGUUCAAAUCACAUGCUAUUCUCUGCAGUGCCAUUUGGGCCCAUUCAUUUUGUUUUGAUGCAAAUUGCACCGCAAAGUUUCAGUAUCUGGAGCAUUUGCACCGAUACUUGUGCAAAUGCUUGGUAUUGGUGCGUCCCUAGCCCAUGUGAAGUGUUCCCUGGUCUGGGAGCUGUGAGUGUGUAUGCCAAGUGGGUCGGGCAAGUAUGAAUUAACUCAAAGUGAAGUGAGUAAGCGUUGUUCAGGUGGCUGUUGAAAGAAGGGCUUUGUGUACAAAGGCAUGGAUGAGUCUGGUGCUCCCUGACCCCCCCCCCCCCAUAUAUCCUGUUGUGUCUCUGGAACAGGAAGUGAUGGGAAAUCUCUUCAAUAGGACACAGUAGUAAGCAGAAAGUGAGAAGACAAUUGUCCCUAUUUCUGUUGGGUUUCCCAUCACAUUCACACCUGGUAAGAAUAUUAUAUACAAUGGUGACAAAUAGAAGGCGAAUCUCCCCAUCAUGGGCACCGACACAAAUUCUUCCUCCCCCUCCUUCAUCCACAAUAAAAAAAUUUUAGAGAAUCACACAUCCCUGACUGUAAAAAUAAAUUUCACUAUGUCUGCUCCAUCCAAUGUCAUGGGAGGAGUCAGACUUUAAAGUGGUUGUAAACCCUUACAUAUACCCUGUGAAGUGAGUGUCCUUAGGUGAUACACGGAGAUGAAAUAAAUCCUUCUACAUACGUUG